Messenger RNA from Myripristis murdjan (pinecone soldierfish), 2759 nucleotides. RefSeq names its product GTPase IMAP family member 8-like. The record is from RefSeq and is a predicted model, not a curated record. Bases 108 to 1793 code for a protein of 561 amino acids. Gene Ontology annotation, molecular function: GTP binding. The transcript is spliced from 5 exons. NCBI's taxonomy places the organism in Eukaryota, Metazoa, Chordata, Actinopteri, Holocentriformes, Holocentridae.
AUUACGGUCUGCAUCAGCCUUCACUAGUUUUUCUCAGAGGCACUGUGAAGAACUGUUCACAACAUUACAGGAAGGGGAAAAAAACAGGAUUCCUGAGAAAUGCAGAAAUGGCCUCACUUUCAGGUGAAUUCCUUCAUCUCCCUGAGGUGAGAAUUGUGCUUCUUGGGUGGAAAUAUGGAGGGAAAAGUUCAGCAGCAAACACAAUACUGGGCAAGAAGGAGUUCAAGCUCAAAGAAAGUAUUCAGUGUCAGAGCAGACAGGGGGAGGUAGCAGGGAGGAAAGUCACUGUGGUCAAGGCUCCAGGAUGGUGGAGGGAUAUCAAGAGAAAAUACACACCUAAGCUCGUAGAACAGGAGAUUGUGCUUAGCGCAUCUAUGUGUCCUCCAGGACCUCAUGCUGUACUUGUGGUCUUAGACCUGGGCUGUCAAUUUUUAUACAAAAAAUCAUUAGUAAAUCACAUCCAGCUUCUGGGUGAGAGCGUGUGGAAUCAUGCUAUAGUGCUGUUCACUUUUGGAGACAAUCUAGGAGGCAGAUCCAUCGAACAGUACGUACAUAGUGAAGGGGAGACCCUCCAGUGGCUCAUAGGGCAAUGUGGGAACAGGUACCAUGUCUUCAACAACAAGGACUGGGAUGAUUGCUCUCAGGUCACAGAGCUGCUGGAGAAGAUAGACAAGAUGGUGGCUGGAAAUGCCAUGAAAUAUUACCAGCUAGACAGUAAGAUCAAGGAAGAGAUAGAAAACAAAAGGAAGGAAGAAAACAAAAAGGCUGAAAAGAGACUGAUGCAAGUGCAGAAAAGAAGAGAGAUGCUGAGAUCAAUGGAAGGUGUCUCCCUCAAUCUCGCUGAGCAAAGGAUGGUUUUGCUGGGAUGCAAAGAGGCUGGAAAAAGCUCAUCAGGAAACACCAUCCUGGGCAGAAAGGAGUUUACAUCAGCAGCUCAUUGCGAGAGCAGACAGGCAGAGGUAGCAGGGAGGAAGGUCACUGUGGUGGACACUCCCGGAUGGAUCAUGAAUUAUACUACUGAAAACACAACCGAGUUGACAAAACAGGAAAUUAGAAGGAGUGUAUCUUUGUGUCCUCCAGGACCCCAUGCUCUACUUCUGGUCAUGCCAGUCGAUGUGUCGUUCACUGAUAAGACCCCAGUAGAGCAACACCUGCACCUCCUCAGUGACAGUGUCCUGGACCACACAAUCAUAUUGUUCACAUAUGCAGGCAUAUUGAGAAACGUAACCAUAGAGCAGUACAUUGAGAGUGAAGGCGAGGCCCUCCAGUGGCUUGUUGAGAAAUGUGGGAACAGGUACCAUGUCUUCAACAACAAAAAGAAGGAUGAUGGUGCUCAGGUCAUAGAGCUGCUGGAGAAGAUAGAGGAGAUGGUGUCUGGAAAUGGAGGAAGAUGCUGUGAGAUACAAAGUCCACCAAAACCAUCGCUGCCACACAGGAGAGCCCAAAGCAAAGAUUUCACACCAUAUAUGAGCCAUGAAAACCUGAAGAUGAGAUGGUCUCUGAGAUCUUCUGGACAGGGAUCUUCCCAUUGCUCUGAAAUCAGUUCUGUGUUUGGGUCAAUGAGAUCCAGCUCCUCUGGUCACAGUUCUGGUUUCGGGUCCCUGACAUUCAUUCCAGAGUCCGAGAGAAGCUCAGAAUCAAGACAAAAGAAGUUACUAAGUUUCUUCACAAAAGUGUCACACGGUGUGGCAGAGUCAGGAUCUCAACACCCAGACGGACGUGUUACUAGGCACUGGUGGGGCCCCAGGCAGAAAAAACUAUUGGGCAACUCUGAGAGCCAUACAAUGCCAUGAUGUUACCCACAACUCAUAUGUAAUUAAUCAUACAUCAAAUAAUUUUUUGUCCUGUUAAUACACAAAUAGCAAAUAAAAUGUGUUACUUUACAACAUGUAACAAAUAGUAUUUAAAAUAUAUUUACCCAAUCAACUUCUUUCAUAGUAAAAUUAUGGUUGAUUCAAUUCAACACUUUCAGUUCAACUGAAAAUAAAUACCAGCUCAAGAACUCCUUGACCUACUUCAUAUCAGUCUAACUCAAACUGACUUUAGGUCCAAUAGAGAGUUCCAUCUUCAAAUUAAAGGGACUUAAAUGUGCAAGAAAUUGACACUGGCAUGCGCAUGUAUUUGGCAAUCUGGGAAGAGACAUCAUUCCCCAAGGCCAGUUCUUGCAAUGACACUGUUUGAAGUACCUAGAUAGCAUUUGCGGAACUUGGCCACAUUCCUGGGAGGCCUUCUGGGAAUUCAUCAGCUCAUUAAACAACCAUCACCCUUGCAUCAGAGUCAAACCAGCGUUAUGUGACAUGGACUUGAACUUUCUGGACACCAUCACAAGUCCAACAUUGGGAGAAACUCAGGUCCUGGAUGUUGGAUCUUCACAUCUGCCAACACCCUGCCCCAGUGCCAAAGUUUUCAUUUGCAUGUUUCAGGAUAUCCUGAAAUCCCAAUCAGUGUGGUUUAUCCAGACAAUGCACUCAGACAUAGGAUCAGGACCAGGCAAUGAAGAUCCUUUUUAAAUCCCAACGAUGGCAUGGUGACUCCAUGAGCAGUAAGAUGAAUGUGAGAUGGUGAGCAAAGCGUGCAAAAGCCCCACACAUAAUAACAUGCUCUGCUUACUCCAGAUUCCUCAAAAUUACAAGUAAUCACACUAACUGUUUAUCUGCUGGGAUGCAGGAAAAAAGACAGCUCUCCAACUUUUGGAGUAAAAUACAAUUUUUCUAAUUUAUUCAGACUGAUACAAGAUAUUCAAAUGAAUUUUCACCUCU